AUUGCGACUGAUCCCAUCCAGGACGCAUCCAAUGUAUAAAUGUUGCUGAUGUCCAGUGGAACUUCUGUCUUAUUUUUCAAAAAGUUGAUACAUAUCAAUUCCUGAGGAUUAUUGCUGGAUCUUUGUUAUUUGUGUGUAUUUUUUUCUUCUUCUACUUUUAAUCGACUUUUUGGGUAAACAGGCAGUGAAGUUGUCUGAUCAUGAAGCUGACGGGGAUAUUUUUGUUAUUGAUGCUUUGGACCUGUGAGGGUGCCAGAAUAGCAGAGAGCGGAGAUGACAAUAGCGUGUACGACUUGUUCGAGCUGGUCCAAGUCCCCAAGAAGAACCACGGAGUGAACCAGGUGAAAGGAGACGACCCGUACAGCCCCGCCUACAAGAUCCUCAACCCGGACCUGAUCCCCCCGGUCCCCGAGCGCGCCCUCCGGGACCUGAUCGACUCCAUCCACGCCGAGCGGGGCUUCCUCCUGCUGCUCAACUUCAAGCAAGCCAAGCGCACCCGCGGCAGCCUCCUGACCGUGGAGAAGAAGGACGGUUCCGGUCCGGUGUUUGAGAUCGUCUCCAACGGGAAGGCGAACACUUUGGACAUCGUUUUCUCCACCGAGAAGAAGCAGCAUUUGGUCUCCAUCGAAGACGCGGACCUCGCAACGGGCCACUGGAAGAACAUCACGCUGUUCGUGCAGGAGGACCGGGCCCAGCUGUACGCGGGCUGCGAUGAGGUCAACAACGCCGAGCUGGACGCGCCGAUCCGGAGCAUCCUGACCCAGCAGACGCCUGCAAGUGCGCAGCUCAGGAUCGGGAAAGGAGCCGUUAAGGACAGGUUCAUGGGGAUUCUUCAAAACGUGCGCUUUGUUUUUGGAACAAGCUUGGACGCCAUCCUCCGCAACAAGGGAUGUCAGAGCUCGGCAGAUUCGAUGAUCGUGGAGAAUCUUAAUGGCUCCUCAGCCAUCAGGACGGAGUACACGGGUCAUAAAACUAAAGAUCUGCAGAUGGUCUGUGGCUUCUCGUGUGAUGACCUGGUCAGCAUGUUCAAGGAGCUAAAGAGUCUCGGUGUGGUGGUCAAGGAGCUGUCCAUUGAACUGCGCAAACUGACGAAUGAGAACAAGCUGAUUAAGACGCGCAUCGGCUUCCACAGUGGCGUCUGCAUCCACAAUGGUAUCGUACACAAGAACAAAGACGACUGGACCGUCGAUGACUGCACUGAGUGCACUUGUCAGAACUCUGCAACGGUGUGUCGCAAGAUCUCCUGUCCCCUGAUUCCUUGUGCUAACGCUACUGUACCUGAUGGAGAGUGUUGCCCACGCUGUGGAACACCGAGUGACUAUGCAGAGGAUGGAUGGUCGCCAUGGUCUGAAUGGACCCAUUGUUCCGUGUCAUGUGGGAGGGGCAUCCAGCAGCGCGGACGGUCUUGCGACCGUAUCAAUAACAACUGCGAGGGCACCUCUGUGCAGACCCGGGACUGCUACCUCCAAGAGUGUGACAAGCGCUUCAAGCAGGAUGGCAGCUGGAGCCAUUGGUCACCGUGGUCCUCAUGUUCAGUUACCUGCGGGGCUGGUGUCAUCACCCGAAUCCGUCUCUGCAAUUCCCCAACCCCCCAGCUUGGAGGCAAGGACUGUGUGGGAGAGGGUCGCCAAACGGAAAAGUGUCAAAAGACUCCAUGCCCCAUCAAUGGCAACUGGGGACCCUGGUCACCCUGGGAUACAUGCACUGUUACAUGUGGAGGCGGUUUACAAACUCGUAAACGCCUGUGCAAUGACCCUGCGCCCAAAUAUAAUGGUAAAGAGUGUGUCGGUGAUGGCAAAGAAACGCAGACGUGCAACAAGAAAACGUGUCCUAUUGAUGGAUGCCUAUCAAACCCUUGUUUCGCUGGGGCCAAGUGCACCAGUUUUCCUGACGGUUCCUGGAAGUGUGGAAAAUGUCCAGUGGGGUAUACUGGCAAUGGUGUCAAAUGUAAAGACCUUGAUGAGUGCAAAGAGGUCCCAGAUGCUUGCUUUGAGUUUAAUGGUGUACACCGCUGUGAGAACACCGAUCCCGGCUACAACUGUCUUCCCUGCCCGCCUCGUUACUCAGGACCUCAACCGUUUGGUAAAGGUGUGGAGCAGGCCGCUGCUACUAAACAGGUGUGCUCACCCCGAAAUCCUUGCCUGGAUGGAAGCCACAACUGCAAUAAACACGCACGCUGUAACUACCUUGGGCAUUUCUCGGAUCCCAUGUUCCGAUGUGAGUGUAAACCAGGCUACGCUGGCAAUGGACACAUCUGUGGAGAGGACACUGAUCUGGAUGGUUGGCCCAAUGCUGACUUGGUUUGUGUGGAGAAUGCCACCUACCACUGCAAAAAGGACAACUGUCCCAACCUCCCCAACUCUGGACAGGAAGAUUAUGACAAGGACGGCAUUGGAGAUGCUUGUGACAUCGAUGAUGACAACGAUGGCAUUCCUGAUGACAGGGACAACUGUCCGUUCAUCUUCAACCCCAGGCAGUAUGACUAUGAUCGCGAUGAUGUGGGUGACCGCUGUGACAACUGCCCUUAUAAUAGCAACCCUGACCAAACAGACACAGACAACAAUGGAGAGGGAGAUGCCUGCGCAGUGGACAUAGAUGGAGAUGGCAUACUCAAUGAAAAGGACAACUGUCCCUAUGUUUACAAUGUGGACCAGAGAGACACCGAUUUGGAUGGGGUGGGAGACAUGUGCGAUAACUGCCCUCUGGAACAUAAUCCUGAUCAGGUGGAUUCAGAUGAUGACCGUGUGGGAGACAAGUGUGACAGCAACCAGGACAUUGAUGAGGAUGGACACCAGAACAAUCUGGACAAUUGCCCGUACAUCCCCAAUGCCAAUCAGGCAGAUCACGACAAGGACGGCAAAGGAGAUGCAUGUGACCAUGAUGACGACAAUGAUGGCAUCCCAGAUGACAAGGACAAUUGCAGACUCGCACAUAAUCCUGACCAGGUUGACUCUGAUGGUGAUGGCCGUGGAGAUGCUUGCAAAGAUGACUUUGACCAAGACAAUGUGCCCGACAUCUACGAUGUGUGUCCAGAGAACUUUGACAUUAGCGAGACAGACUUCCGCAAGUUCCAGAUGGUUCCUUUGGAUCCUAAAGGCACCUCCCAGAUUGAUCCAAAUUGGGUGGUUCGUCAUCAGGGUAAAGAGCUUGUUCAAACCGUCAACUGUGACCCUGGAAUUGCUGUUGGAUACCAUGAGUUCAAUUCCGUGGACUUCAGUGGGACCUUUUUCAUCAACACCGAGAGGGACGAUGACUAUGCCGGCUUUGUGUUUGGUUACCAGUCAAGCUCCAGGUUCUAUGUGGUGAUGUGGAAGCAGAUCACUCAGACCUACUGGUCCAACAAACCCACAAAAGCUCAGGGCUACUCUGGCCUGUCAAUCAAAGUGGUCAAUUCCACCACUGGUCCGGGAGAGCACCUCAGGAAUGCCCUGUGGCAUACCGGAAAUACUGCAGGACAGGUCCGCACUCUGUGGCAUGACCCUAAGAAUAUUGGCUGGAAAGAUUACACAGCCUACAGAUGGCAUCUGAUCCACAGACCAAGAACAGGGCUUAUCAGAGUUGUGAUGUACGAAGGAAAGAAGAUCAUGGCAGAUUCUGGUAGCAUCUAUGACAAGACAUAUGCAGGAGGCAGGCUAGGUCUCUUUGUCUUCUCCCAGGAGAUGGUUUACUUCUCAGACCUCAAGUAUGAGUGCAGAGAUGCCUAAAUGCACAGUGCUGGAUGUUCUGAGGAAUGCACCUUUUAGUAGUAUGAACUUUUUUUUAAUCCUCUUCUAAUGUCCAGGGACUGAUUUAUCUCCGAAACUCUUUCUUGUGUAGUGCGCACACUCGUGGAGGGUGAAGGGCAUGUGGGCGGCCUCGGGGUUUGAGCCUUGCACUAAAUGUCCGUGUGCCGUUUGAGGAUCAGAGAGUCCCUUCUCCUCCACCCUUCCGCAAGAGUGGGGAAAGCUGGAGAGAAAAAGGAAAAUAUUCCCUCCCUCCCACCUUUGCCUGUAGGACACCAGCACCUUUCUGUCCCAGCUCUCCUUGCUUUCUUACUCUCUGAAAGACCUCAUUCAUCUCUGUGCGGGCAGGGCUCCCCAUGGACAACUAUGCACUUCCAAACUUUUUACAUCCUCUCUCUCAGCUUUGCCUCUUCAGCCUGCGUGCCUUUCUAGCUCACCUUCCACACCUUACUACCCUCCGGAUGGACAUCCCAAAGAAAAAGACUGAGUAAAUAUUCCAUUUACUCUACCAGGUUGCACAUUCUGAAAGAUACAAUUCUUGAGGACUCAAACAAUGAUGGCAGCAGUAACAUUUUAGGAAUCUUUGUUGUUGAGGACGUAUGACUGAAGAAAAUUGUAUAGUGUUAGAAUUAAGGCAAACAUAAUCUUAUGGAUGUUUGUGUUCAUUCUUGUGUGUGGAAGACUGGCCAUGGAUGGAAAAUGAAAGCAAUUGUAUUCACCUACCGAAGACUCCAUGAAGAAAAAGCCCAAGGAAAGGAGAAACACUAUCCAAAAGUCAAUGUAGCUCAAUAUGCAAAAUGGAACUGUGUUAGUCUUAAUGUUAACUGUGUUAAUCUUUGUCCUGAAUUGGUUAACAACUCUCAGGUAAAAUGAGCGUCUUGUAAAAAUUCCCUCCACCAUGCCAGAUCCAAACAUUGGUCAAUGACAAGACUUGUUACCCUCAUCGUUUGAGGUUUGAAUUAGGUAUUAUGUGAAUGCAUGUAAUUUAUUGACUCUUGUCUACAAUGUAGGCAGUAAAAAAAAAAAAAAAAUUAAAAAACACAUUUGGAUACUUUCAAAAAGUACAAAAUCUAUCUGAUAAAACUGAAAAGUUGACAAAAUUAUGAGUACUGUAAUCAGGUUUCAGAAACUGGAUGUGUUGCUCUUAUCAAGUCCCCACUCACAAUUCACAAACAAUUUUGUGUUGGUUUUGAUAACAUAGGGCUACCUAGCAUGAAGUGUUUGUGACUUGUGUCCUUUUGGAAAGAAAUGCAAAACUAAUAAUUAAAUGAUGUACAAACAUUACCUCAUUGCUGUUGAUCAACACAAACACACAUGCAUUUCAUUUUCAAUUGAAAGGAUCAUAGUAUUAGUGUAGCAUGGGUUGUGAAAUAAAAAGAUGUUUCAUUUAAAUACAACCAACUCCCAAAACCACCCUCGUGACAAUGACAGUAAAAUGGGAGCUUUUGUUGAUUAUUAUUAUUAAAGGAUAAUUUUGCUUUA
This is a messenger RNA of Phycodurus eques (leafy seadragon), 5204 nucleotides long. It is a transcript of the gene thbs1b, whose product is annotated as thrombospondin 1b. Gene Ontology annotation, biological process: negative regulation of angiogenesis; cell adhesion. Gene Ontology annotation, molecular function: protein binding; calcium ion binding. The record is from RefSeq and is a predicted model, not a curated record. Bases 201 to 3704 code for a protein of 1167 amino acids. The transcript is spliced from 23 exons. Lineage: Eukaryota; Metazoa; Chordata; Actinopteri; Syngnathiformes; Syngnathidae. Gene Ontology annotation, cellular component: extracellular region.